Messenger RNA from Leptidea sinapis, 3366 nucleotides. Its product is annotated as protein FAM114A2. The record is from RefSeq and is a predicted model, not a curated record. The coding region runs from base 123 to 1733 and encodes 536 amino acids. The transcript is spliced from 10 exons. NCBI's taxonomy places the organism in Eukaryota, Metazoa, Arthropoda, Insecta, Lepidoptera, Pieridae.
UCAAACAUCCCAAAGUUUUAUGUUUAGGUGCAUAAUGUUUAUGUUUUCUAAUUAAUUCUACAACGUAGAAGACACGUAUUAAAAUCCUAAGAUUAUUAAAUUAUUACUCAUUUAUAAAAAAAAUGCCACACAGUGAAAGCGAUGAUUUUGAGAGUGCAGACGAGGGACAAUAUAAUCAAGGAAAAAAAGAAAGAAAAAAACGCAACUCCUCUUCAAAUUAUAGUGAUAACUUAGAUGCUGAUUCUAAUACGUCUCAAACCACAAAAACUGUUACGGACGUCAAGAAAAGUGGAGAUACUACAGAGGGUUGGGACAAUUUUGAUGUAGAGGAAAUGGAUGUCAAAACAACUAGUUGUAAGAAUUUGACAGAAAAACCAAAAAAAGACUCGCAAGAAGGUUGGGAUGAUUUUGAUGAAUGGGAGGAAACAACAAUAGAUAGGAAGGAGCCCAAACCAUCAAAUGCAGUUUCAAAUAAAGAUAUGAAAGAUGUGACAGAGAGGUUGGCGUCAGUGAGUACCAAGAGUGACAGUUGGGGAUGGGGCUGGGGAGUGGAUUCAUUGCUCAGCACAGCAACUGCAGGAAUAACUACACUCACUAGCCAAGUGUCGCAGGGUAUAUCAACAGUAUUGGAAUCUGGUAUCGGGGCCCCAGACCCAGAAGAACUGGCCAGAGCAACAACUAUGGAAAGGGAAACUCAAAUGAAGAAAUUAGAAACGGAGAACAAGCCUGCUGACAUACCUGGUGGUGAUGCUGCUGCACCCAAUGAGAUAGGAUUCCCAUUUGGGAGUAUUCUAUCUGGUGUCACCAAGUUUGUAGAAACUACUGGCACAAAAGUAAUUGCUGGUGGCCUUGACACAUUAGAGACAAUAGGUAAGAAGACAAUGGAAGUUCUCCAGGACGGUGAUCCUGGCCUGGCUAAGAAACGGGCCAUGCUUGGCUUGGACUCUGGUGACAAGCCAAUACUGUCGCAGAUAUUAAGAGAGGCUAAAGAAAGAGCCGAUGAAGAGGAUAAGAUAAGAGAAGCCAAGAGAGAAGCGAAGGAAGUACAUUAUGAGACACUGUUUGAUGAUUUUGAGGGGUUAAUACAUUUGGAGGCUUUAGAGAUGUUAUCAAGACAGGUCAAUAUGAGGAUUGAUGAUAGACUCAAAAGUGCUGAUCCGGCCAAGAGACAAGAUAUUAAGGAGACACUUCAGCAAGUUGCAGAAUUAUGUGAAAUGCCCGACGACGAGGACAGUGAUGAUGAAGAGCAUGCCGAAGGCAAAUCCAAGGAGGAUGUGUUCCAUGAGAAGCUGCAACGAGCCACCAGGGAUAUUGGGCUGAAGAUGCAGUUCCAGCCGCUGAUAAAGCAGUACACAGAGAUACUCGCUUGGUUGGAAAAUGAGAGCGAAGUAAGCGAGAAAGUGGUUUACAAACAAGCUGUGAGCGGGCUGGCCAAAGCGAGCGCGCUCUCUCUGCAGCUGUACCAUAAAACUGGAGAGAUGUUGCUGGUGAAGGCCAGGAGAUCCACUGCUGAUGAAGCGGAUGCCCUAACUCAGUUGACCGUAGUUCUAACGAAACAUAUCGGUGAACUGGCCACACUGUUCACGGAACGACUACAAAAGGUCCCCACAGAAGACGGUCAGCAUAUCAACGAUUAUAUUACCAAUGUCUUUUUAGAGGCGGGAAACAGCUCGAAGUAUAUAGAAAACGCAUUCCAGUUAACUCUACCGAUUGUACAAAUUGGCGCCGUUUAGCAUUAGCAAUCUAUUUAUCUUGAUAAUUGUCAAACGGGUAUUGACUUUUAUGUUGUUUUUCAUAUAUAUAACGAAAUAAGAACGCGUAUUCAUACUAAGAUUUUUAGAAGAUUUUAAGUUCUUUUUUACACAAGUCUUAAGUUUUAUUAAUGAAAUAACUUAAUUAACGGGCACCAUCUUGAUUCUUCACAGAGGAGCAAAUCUUAGGUUAGCACAGAGUAGAAAAAUCCUAGGGUUGUUUAUUAAAACUAGUGAUGUUCAUGAGUGGACCACAGACAACAUAAAUUAUACUCAAUACAGCCCCUCAAUUUAAAGAAUUCUAUAAUAACUCUAACAUGUAUCAACUCUAUUACAAUAUGUCCACUAUAUGCAUUCUUAACUGUAUAUAUGUUCAUACAAAAAUCAUAGUAAAAUAUAAUGUGUAGAUAGGUACAUAAACAACUUUCAAAAGUAGUGUGGACAACACCCACAAUAGUUUAGUUUUAAAUAUUUAGUUAAAUCAAAUCAAAUUUAACUUAUUACAAAAGUAUGCAUGUUUGCUGAUUGGCAAUGAUUUGGUGAAAAUGUCUGCAGUAUUUUCAUUAGUACGUAUAUAUGAAAUAGACACUAUUUUCUUAUGAAUAAGAUCUUUUACAUAAUGGUAUUUAAUUGCUAUAUGCUUAGAAGCUCUAGUAUUUUUCUGAUUAUUGAUAAUCUUGAUAGUGCUUUGAUUGUCUAUUAUUAAGCGGGCUGAAACUAUCCUAUCAUUCAAGAAAUGAGAGAUCACCCCCAUAAGCUCGCUCACUGCAUGCUCUCCUGCAACAUACUCAGCCUCCGCCGUUGAGAGAGCGGUACACGUCUGCUUCCUAGAGAACCAUGUAAUUAAAUUCUCACCUGUAUAGAUACAUUUACAGUCAGAUCUAUCUGCUGCCCAGUCUGCAUCCGAGUAAGUUUCUAGUUUUGUAUAAUCACCUGUCUUCUUAUAUAACAGCCCCUGACCUCUCUUACCAUACAUACAUACAUACAUAAAAUCACGCCUCUUUCCCGUAGGGGUAGGCAGAGACCACUUCUUUCCACUUGCUACGAUCCUUACAUACUUGUUUCGCUUCGUCCAAUUUCAUUAUUCCUUUCAUACAUGCUCUCCGGUUUAAGGUACUCUUGACCUGGCCAUUUUUCAAGACGUCCCUGAUUUGAUCUUGAAACGUCCACCUAGGUGGACCACCCUUCCAACACUUUCAUUCACACUGGCCUUAUACACUUUCUUCGUCAAUCGUUCUUCAUUCAUACUCUCGACAUGUCCAAACCAUCUCAGCAUAGCUUUCUCAAUUUUUGUCACAAUAUCUUCUUUCAGACCACAACGUUCCUUACCUUCGCACGACACGCCACAAGUUACGAUAUCAUCCCCACCAUCUGGAUGUGUGGCGGUCCUCCACAGUGCGGUUUUCAAGGAGCUUUCUUCCUCGUACCACGAAGCUGUGGAAUGAGCUUCCUUGUGCGGUGUUUCCGGGACGAUACGACAUGGGUACCUUCAAGAAAAGCGCGUACACCUUCCUUAAAGGCCGGCAACGCUCUUGUGAUUCCUCUGGUGUUGCAGGAGAGUGUGGGCGGCGGUGAUCACUUAACACCAGGUGACCCGUACGCUCGUUUGUCCUCC